Anisakis simplex (herring worm) is the source of this 1368-nucleotide messenger RNA. Lineage: Eukaryota; Metazoa; Nematoda; Chromadorea; Rhabditida; Anisakidae. The record is from the annotation of a GenBank genome assembly.
AUGAGUGAAGCAUACAUAAAAAGUAUCGAUGCGUUUGCUGAUUCUGGAAAUAAAGCAUAUGCAGCUGCUCGACAAAGGGCCGCCGAACUGAAGGAAUUAGCAACAUACAUGCGUGAAGUGAAUCGACGACACUCUGAAACGAUCGAAAAGUUUAGUUCCUUAAUGGAUAUGAUCAACCAAUACGGACAUAAUGAAAAAGCGAAAUUGAAGCGAUUUCGUGCUGAGUAUGAAAAACGGGAGAAAUCAAUGAAGAAAUGUCUUCGAAAGAAUAAACAGGAUCCUUCUGAGCCACUCUCAAAAUUCUACGUCGAUGAGAGGAAUGUGGCUCUACGACAACAACAUCAACGAUAUAAGCAGCACAAUGGCUACGGUUACGAGGACGGUUACGUUGAACCAAGUGAAUAUAACGAACAAAAUGAAUCAUUUGAAAAUGCUGCUGUUGAUCAAACGAAUCGUUCACACGAGCACACAACAUCAACACAUGAUGAUAGUAGCGAAGCUAUUCAGUAUCAUGACGACCAUGAAUCAUUUCUGAAUGAAAAUUUCACACUAAAACCAGCUCCCACCUCUCAACCAGAUGCUCAGUCAGAUUUCUUAGCACCACCCGAAGAGCAACCUCUCACUUCACCACCAUCACCACGACAAAAAGACCAACUUGUAUCAGCUGAUGUACAAAUGCGACAUCGAGAUGCCGAACAACGAACGAACACCGUCGAGAAAGCAACACUUACAACUGACAGAUCAAAUGCAUUUACAAACAAGAGCAAUGCGUUGGAUCAACAGGUAAUAAGCUACCGAGAUGUGGCCACAACAACUGAACCGUAUGAGAACUAUACGCGAGAGUAUGAUGCGCGGAUGCACCGAGCUAAACGUCCAUCUUCAUACAUGGAAGAGAAUCUGCAAAGGGGGCCGAUAGCAGCCGUUCGAAGAAGUUUCAGAGAGCAAACAUCAUCACAGUCGAUGACAGCUCUGAAUGAAUCACUGAAAGAUGAUGCUCAUAUGAAUGAUUACAUCGAUGAAGGAAAAGAUCGGAGACAAGAACCGACCAAGGACAGUGAAGUGAUGUUCCGUGCUUCACAACUGAAUGCAGUGCCGACAGCAUUCGUGCAAGCACCUUUCAUGACGUCUGAUUACGGCAAAACCUUGGUAUGCAUCCACAAUUUCCAUGGACAAACGGCUGAUCAGUUGAGUUUGAAAAACGGUGAAAAAGUGAUUCUGAUGAAAUGUGGCUCGAAGGGAUGGAUUUUUGCGAAACAUGUCGAUACACAACGCACUGGCUGGUUUCCAUCACGUUUCGUACGUGCCGAUACUGUCGAAAGCUCAUCAACGGAAAAUAAUUCUCCACAAAUCACUGCUGAGGAGAAAUGA